AAAAAUAUAUAUACGUAUACAAAGUGAUUCCGUUUAAGUAUUGUGAUUUUUAAAGUAAGGGACACCGUGUAUAUUACAAUUAAUAUUAUUUUGACAGAGUCAUCAAUAUAUAAAUAUUAUAUAUACUGUCAACGUGUUAUAUGUACAUCUAUUCAAAAUAAACUAGAAAAACAAUGGUGAAAUCACCCACUUCGUCUAUUACUGGUGCCAGGGUUUCAAGAGGAAGGCUAUCAAAAAGUUCUAAAAGCAAAACUUCUUACAGCGCAAUAUGGGAAAACGAUUUCGAUUUAUAUUUUCAAAGAUUAUGCAAUCAAGAAAACGUGUCAAACAUCAUAAAUUUUACCGCUUUACAGGAUGAACCAUCUUUAAGGAGCUUUGGCAGUAAUUUAAGCCUUAGCCGGAAAUCAAGAAGAAGCUCUCAACUUCAAGCUAAUAUAUACAAUACAAUCCUUACUAUAUACGAAAAUGCUGAAACAAAAACAAAUCUUACAAAAAUAAUAAUCAAAUACUUAAAAUUGCAACCAAAACUUAUAGAAGUAUUGGGUAAAGCACUAAAAAGUUUCAGCUCCGUUACAAUUCUGAAAUUAGAAUUUUGCAAUUUGAAGCAUGAACAAAUUAUAUUGUUAAAAGAAAUAUUAAAAGAAAACAUUAAUAUUACUGAACUUAGUAUAGCUGGAAAUCCCAACGAAUUUCAAACAUUUCACCAACUUUUGAAGAAAAAUAAACUGGAAUACGUGUCUAUGAAAUUAUGUGAAAUAGACGAUAGGGGUGUAGAAAAAAUUGCCAAGGUAUUACGAGUGUUCGAUCACCCACUAAUUUAUUUAAAUCUAUCCAGCAACAAAAUAUCAUCAGAAGGUACAAAGCAUUUAUCUCAAAUGCUACGAAUUAAUAGAAAUUUGAAAGGUUUGAAUCUAUGUGAUAACUGGAUAACUGACGAAGGAGUUAAUGUGAUAAUGGAAGCUCUGAAAAAGUUUUCUCUUUCACAAGACGAACUUUAUAUAAGAAGGAAGAGGAUUUUUGAUUAUUUAUUAAGAAGAAAAGAUUUGCUGCUGAAAGGACUCGUAAGUCCAGGGUCUACUUCUGUCGAAAUUACAUCAAGCAGAUCAAAAAAAAGUGCAAGCAAAUUAAAAGAUAGCACUGCCAAAUUAAUUAAAGGUAGGUCUUCAAGUAUAAUGAAAAAACGGCCUACUAGCGCAUCAAGCAGUCGAAAAUUUUCUACGCCUUCAAGCAGUAAAAGAAUGAACGACGAAUUUGAAAAAUUAUUAGGAAAAGAUCUCCACCCCUUCGUAAAAGAUUCCCAACCAUCUGAGUUAGAAAUAUUCUGUACGGGAAAUCUCACCCUUGUUCAUUUAAAUUUAUCAUAUAAUAAAAUCACAAAAGAUGGUAUUCAGGAUAUUAUAAACACUUUAAUUCAUCAAGACACUAUUAUACUAAAUAAAGAAGAAGGACUCUCGAGCAUUGUGCUAGAAGGAUAUCCUGAUUGCAUUGAUAAAUUAAAGGAAAUUAUAGAAAUAAUUUAUCAUAAGUUGACGAAAACGUAUACAAUCAGUAGUAAAACUUUGACAAAUUCCAGUUUAAGAAAAAAUAGAUCAACCAGUAGAAAAUCCAUUUAAAUUAAAUUAUAGUAUCUAAUGUACCUAUUUGAU
This is a messenger RNA of Agrilus planipennis (emerald ash borer), 1646 nucleotides long. Its product is annotated as leucine-rich repeat-containing protein 71-like. NCBI's taxonomy places the organism in Eukaryota, Metazoa, Arthropoda, Insecta, Coleoptera, Buprestidae. The transcript has 6 exons. Bases 174 to 1613 code for a protein of 479 amino acids. The record is from RefSeq and is a predicted model, not a curated record. Gene Ontology annotation, molecular function: protein binding.